GAUGCAAUAUUUGGAGUUAUAAUUUUAAGAUGAAAAUACUGCUCAAUUUUUAGUCAAUUUGAGGCCCUGUUUGCAAGUUAAGGGCAUUCCUCUUUUGGUUGUGGCUAAAAAGUAACGACCUGUUUAGGAUUUAUUGAGGAAUUAUGAGGUGCAAGUUGAAUUAGAUAGAGAUGUACCUCCUUUUAAUGUCUAUUUGGAGUUUAAAAAGUAUGGAGAUCUAAUUGGGAUUUAUGUAUUUUAGUAGAAUAGGAAGUAUGGCACCUAUUUAAUUUUCAAGUUAUUUACUCUUGUAUUCAUCGUCCUCUUAAUUGCAGGAGGCAUUACGUCCUCCAGUCCAUUUAUAAUUGGUCAUUAACGAUUAAACUGUUAAUGCCAACGCCAAGAUUAUUGAUAAACCUAUUGAUAUCCAACGACCAUAUAUCAAAGAAACUUUAGCUUAUUAGCUUAGCACUUAAUAGGACAACAGUAUUUCAAUUCUUAUAUUAUAGAAGAUAGAAAAAGAAAAGAUAAAAAAUGA
Paramecium octaurelia is the source of this 517-nucleotide messenger RNA. NCBI's taxonomy places the organism in Eukaryota, Ciliophora, Oligohymenophorea, Peniculida, Parameciidae. The record is from the annotation of a GenBank genome assembly.